GCUUACUGGGAGCCGCGACCAACGGCCUCCGAGGAGCGCGCCGUCCGCGCCCGGGCUGGCCUGUCCGGAGGGAGGAGCAGACGGAUGGCCCCAGGUGUGGACGCAGACAGCAGGCGAGCCCACAGCGUAGUAACGGCCGUGCAAUGCCAGCAAGAGGACUGCGCACGUAUUCUUUUAGACCAUGGUGCUGAUCCCAAUGUGAGUGACAUCUAUGGCAACACUGCUUUACACUAUGCAGCUUGUGGUGAGUGUGUAACAACAGUGGCACAGCUCCUUUCGCACAACGCAGACAUCGAGGCGAACAACGAGGAAGGCUUCACACCACUUUUGCUUGCUAUAAGGCAAGGAAACUAUGAAAUGACAAAGUAUUUGUUAACUAAAGGAGCAAAUGUACAUGCUGUUGAUAAGAAUAAAAGAACAACACUCAUGCUUGCUAUUGAUAAUGAAUCAACAGUUAUAGCCAGGCUGCUUCUUCAGCAAAAUAUUGAUGUCCUUUCAGAAGAUACCUUUGGAUGGACUGCAGAAAAUUAUGCUCGUAAAAGAGGUUUUAAUAUCAUUUGCCAACUAAUUGAGAUGUACAAAGUGGACAAAGAAAUUAAAAAUUCUUCUCAAAAUAAUUGAAACUUUUAUCCAGGUAAGAGUUGAGAUAGUGAGUUGCUCUUGGUGGUCUACCGUAGAUAAAGUAAGAAUAAGGGAGUUUUGAUAAUGAAAGACCAAUGAAGAAAAACAGUGUAUAAGUUAUGUGUAUAUUUUUUCUUUCUUAAUUUCUUUCUUAAUAGUCCAAUAUUCAGAAUUAUUUUUAAAGCUAAUGUAGGUAAUUUAAAAUCUGAGAUGGUGCUUAUUUCAAUUGUCUGAAAAGGAAUU
Manis pentadactyla (Chinese pangolin) is the source of this 864-nucleotide messenger RNA. Its product is annotated as ankyrin repeat domain-containing protein 7-like. Lineage: Eukaryota; Metazoa; Chordata; Mammalia; Pholidota; Manidae. Gene Ontology annotation, molecular function: protein binding. The transcript has 5 exons. The record is from RefSeq and is a predicted model, not a curated record. The coding region runs from base 85 to 621 and encodes 178 amino acids.